Trypanosoma conorhini is the source of this 2148-nucleotide messenger RNA. RefSeq lists its product as uncharacterized. NCBI's taxonomy places the organism in Eukaryota, Euglenozoa, Kinetoplastea, Trypanosomatida, Trypanosomatidae. The record is from RefSeq and is a predicted model, not a curated record. The transcript has a single exon. Bases 1 to 2148 code for a protein of 715 amino acids.
AUGUCCCACGUUGCCCUCCAGCGCUGGUGUGCGGGGCCGGCAGGACUGCGGCUGCGCGUGGGGGGACGCACUGCGGCAAGGCGGGUAGGUUGUUUUCUGUCCACACGCCACGUAGCCGUCUGUGCCGCCGCACGGGCACUCAGCAGCAGCAGCAGCAGCGGCGCCAGUAGAAGUGCUACGCCUCCCGCCUCAGAUGGAGGCAGAAGAACGCGAAGCCCACAACUGACGACGGUGGAGAUGUUUUUUAAGCUGGUUUCGCCGCUUAUCGCCACGGCCCCGUGCGUGACAAGGACCGCCACGUUGUACGGCAACCUUCCACCCAAGCUGGGUGAGGUACUGGACACCGUAGACCUCACCGCGCGCGAGAGCAAUCAGGGCACACAUCGUUGGCUAAGAACUUGCUUUGGCACACUUGCAAACGGGCUGCGGAGGCUGCAGGCCACGAACAGGAUUAGUCACUGGGGCGUGUACGUUUCUGAGGAUGGGGUUUACGUUGUGAAGGCCUGCAGUGGUGAGGAGGCCGAGAAGGCCUUUGCUGCCGUGCGUGCGUCCCAGCUGCGCUUCAGCCAGUGUGAGGCAGAGUCGCUCCUUGAGGUGUUUAAACCGGUGUUUCCGUGUUUCACGCCGCCGCCGCCGCCGCCAGAGCCGCGUGCGUUGACAAGUAAGAGGAAGAAGAAGGGUCAAGUGCCAGGCGGCGUGUUCACCCCGCAGAUGCUUGUGCCGUACGUGCCAACCUUCUUCAUUCCCAUGGAGGAACUACUCGCGGCCCUGCCAGAGGGCUACACGGCGGCGCACAUUGAGCAACUAUUCGCCGCCACGGGGACGCUGGAGAUCGUGACGCUGGAAGGCGAGAAAUUUGUGCGACUGCACGGCGGAAAGCGUUUGGUGGAUUUUGCACGUGACGGCGCAGGCGAGGCGGCGCAUGCGCGAUGGCGGGAGUAUCAACCUGACCCCUUUCUCUGUGGGCCCCUGCACCGGCUCUUCCCUGCCCUCGCGCGCUGGGUGCCGCUGCGCCGGCUUAUCACGGGAGCCCCCGCCCCGCUCCUCCGUGCGCUGCUGCCGUGGGAACGGUACAAGACGCUUCUUUUCUUUGCGCAGAUGCAGCACGUCUUCAGUUUCACGCCGGAGGGUGAGGGCGCGGUGUGCUGGGUUGCCCCAGUGACUUGUUUGUCGUACCACGACAGUCCCACGCCGGCAGCGGUGUCGGAGCUGGCGGGGCUGCUCAGCACGCAGCGUGUGUGCAUCGCGGACCUCCUGGCGCAGUCCUCCCACCGCAUCUCCGACCACGCCAAGACGCAGAUCAUCAUGUACUACGGGACCCUCCUGAACUUCCUCCGGGCGCACGGCGACGUCUUCUGCGUGGUGGAUGACACCUUCGUCGCGGCCGUGUCGUCGCGGGGCACCGCGGAGCGAACGCCGCAGACGCUCGAAGACAAGCUGGAGGAGGCGCUCGUAAGCCGCAACCGUCGCACCGCCCAGAAGAUACGCCGUCGCAUGGCGAUGGAGAAGGACCCGGACAGCCCAUACGCCGACCGGGAUGUCCUGCUGGACGCCAUUCUUCGCUACGUGCCGCAGAAGCGCUCCAUCUCGCUCAGUUUUCUGCUGCGGUCGCUCCCGCCGUCCCUGGCAGAGUUCCUCCCCGGCAAGCCGCUCUCCAUGUUUCAACAGGCGCCAGAAAAAAUACGCGUGUUUGAGUACCGCUACCGGCAUCGUCUGCAUCUCAUUCGCCCCGGUGUGCCGCUGCCGCCCGGUGUCCUGCGGCAACACUACACCGAGCCGGAGCUUCUCUUUUUGUGCGCGGCGGAGCUUCAGCAGGCGCCGCGCGCCAUGGUUGACCUCUACGGCAGGCUCCCCUACGGCGCGAAGGAGGUGAUCCGGCUGCAGUACAAGGGUCUCUUGGAACUCCUGCGGCCCUACCCGCACUUCUUCACGGUCGUGUUCAAGGAUGCCCUGCGCCUCGACAGCCGCAACGCGCUGGUGACGCUCAUCCAGAUGCCCCCAACGGUGGCGCUGGGCGAAGAGGACUACGGUGCCACGGCGCCAGAGGGCCCCGUGCAGCGGCAGCAGCUGGAGGACGAGGACAAGGCGGCGAUGCAGACGCUCCCCGACGAAAUACGAAAGACAAUGCGCGUGAGUGACGCCGAGUAG